GUGUUGUCUCCCAGUCAGCGCGCAACGGCCGGCAGCAAAAAAUUUGGGGGUCGCAGAUCUUGUUCCGGAGAUAUAAGCAGCCAAACUCCGAAGCUGCCGACCGGGAGGAGAGGUCGGCAGACAUCGAGGGGAGCGAGUGCUUCGCGGCCGCGGAGGACGCACAGGGCAGGUUUGUGCGUUCCAGUGCCCAGGCGGCCAGCGAAGCGGAGAGCGACGUGGGGGUCACCACGGAGGACCCUGGCGGCGAGAGCGGUGCUUCGCUGGGGAGCUCGAAGGCGGAGCUCAACGCCGCCAGAAGGGAGCAGCGCAAAGCCGUCGCGGCCGACGAAGUGUCGGCGAUGGCAGAGCGCGCGCGUGAGCGACGCGCUGCUCUCACGGCCGAAGGGGGCGAGCCAUCCGCGGCGGCCCUGAGCCAGCUGGCCUUGGACGGGGUGGACUUGGUCCUGAAGGUUGCCACGAAGUCCGGCAGCCUGAAGGGCACGUUCACCCGCGGUCUGAAGGAGGCUGCCGCGGACAUUAAGGAGGCGGUUGGUGUCCUCCUCAACAGGACGGCCUCAGACGAGGUCGCGAAGUUGCAGGAGGAGAACGGCCGCCUCCGUGCCGACCUGGAGGACCUCCGGCGGCAAGUCGCUGCGCUGAGCGAGCAGCAACAGCGACGCACGCCGCCCACUGUCGCCGCACCGGUGGUGGCCCCGUCUCCCGCACCGAGACCGGCAAGCGCUCGUUCCGACGACGAGGUCGAGCGCAUAGUCCGGCUCUGCAUGCUCCAGUGCGGGAGCAUGCGCCGACGCAAGACGGAGGACGGAGGAGCCGCCGAGGCCUGCGCCUCGCCAGGGAAGCCCACUGGGGGCGUCAAAAAGCCCGGCGAGGGAGCCCCGCCAAGUGCUAAGCCCACGACGGCCGGCUCUAAGGGUGAGAGCUGGGCGACAGUCGUGGGCCGCAAGAAGGCCCGCAAAGCCGCAAAGGCGGACUCCGCAGCAGCGCGCGCCCCAGGCCCUACGGCAAAGGCGGCUGCGCAGCCUGCGCGACGGACUGCCAAAGGCGGUCGCAAAGGACCGGCGGUGCGUGCCCCGCGUUCCGAGGCCGUGACGCUGACGCUGCAGCCCGGGGCUGCGGAGCGCGGCGUUACGUACCAGUCGGUCAUUGCCGAGGCCAAGGCCAAGAUCAAAUUGUCAGAUCUUGGCCUCCAGUCCGUCACCGUCAGGCAGACCGUCACGGGUGCGCGGCUGUUCGAGGUGGCCGGUGCUGCGAGCGGCAGCGCCGAAAAGGCGGACGCUCUGGCCGCCAAAAUGAGGGAGGUCCUCAACCCCGAGGACGUCCGGGUAUCCAGACCGGUGAAAACCGCAGAGGUGCGGAUCACCGGUCUGGACGAUUCCGUGACCCCCGAGGAAGUGGUGGCGGCCGUUGCCCGCAGUGGAGAGUGUCCGCCGGAUAGGGUGCGGGCCGGCGACAUACGCACCGACGCCACCGGACUCGGCGCAGUCUGGGUUCGGUGCCCUGUGGCGUCGGCGAAAAAGAUCGCCUUAGCUGGCGAAGUGAAGCACUGCCAAAAAGGCAGGGAAGAGGAGCUCCAAGCCUGCCGGGGUAACCUCGCAGCCCCGCAGGCUGGUAGCUCCGCGACCGACUCCCGGUCCGGGACUGUUGCCGGGGGAAUGGAUUGUCAAUAA
This is a messenger RNA of Trichoplusia ni (cabbage looper), 1667 nucleotides long. RefSeq names its product translation initiation factor IF-2-like. The transcript is spliced from 4 exons. NCBI's taxonomy places the organism in Eukaryota, Metazoa, Arthropoda, Insecta, Lepidoptera, Noctuidae. The record is from RefSeq and is a predicted model, not a curated record. The annotation marks the transcript as partial.